AUGGCGGAGAGAGUGUGGGAACAAACUUGGCGAUUGCUAUCAGACGACAUCAUUCACAUGAAGCGAAAGAGUCUUAAGAAUCCAGAUUUGCAGCUAACGGAUGAGCAAAUAAAAAAUAUCACGUUGGCUGAAAUUGAAAAGUUACUCAUUGCUAACUCCAGCAGUCUAAUUCAUUUUCCUGGCAUGCCCACACCAAAUGAAACUAUUAUCUCUGACGCUGAAAACCCGCUCAUAUUGGAAGAGACAUCUUACAACAUGGAAGACAUGAGGGCAGAGCACGCUAAGCUAUAUCCAUGUUUAACGGAUGAGCAAAUGAUGGUUUAUCAGAAGAUAAUUAACGCAAUUGAUAGUGGUGAAGGUGGACUUUUCUUUCUAUAUGGUCACGGUGGUACAGGAAAAAUAUUUAUCUGGAAAACUUUAUGUUCCGCCUUACGUGGGAGGGGUGAUAUUGUACUACCAGUUGCCUCAAGUGGCAUAGCUUCAUUACUGCUUCCUAAAGGUAGGACUGCACACUCCAGAUUUGGUAUACCCUUAGACUGUGAUGAGAACUCAACAUGUAGCAAGAUCAAACCUGAUAGUGAUCUGACCGGACUCCUUAAGAAGACAAAGCUUAUUAUUUGGGAUGAGGCGCCAAUGACGCAUAGAUAUUGUUUUGAAGCUCUCGAUAGGAGUCUAAAGGAUAAUUGCACAUCAGGAUCAGGGGCUGAAGAUACCAAGAACUUUGCACAAUGGAUACUUAAUGUAGGCGAUGGUAUUGCUGGCGACACUUUUGAUGAUGGAGAAGCUGAAGUGAAAUUAUCAGAUGAUAUUCUUAUACGAAAUGCAGCUAAUCCUAUUGCAUCUAUAGUGAGCAGUACAUAUACAGAUGGUUUGAAUACAGAGUCAGAUCCAGAAAAAUUUAAGGACAAAGCUAUCUUGGCGCCCACGAAUGAAAUGGUGGAUACGAUCAAUGAUUACGCUAUGUCUUUAAUGCCGGCCGAAGAAAAAGUAUACCUUAGUUCAGAUAACAUUUGCAAAGCUGAUGGAGAAGUGGAUGUUGAUGAUGAAGUGUUUUCUGUUGAAUAUCUCAACACAAUCAAGUGUUCAGGAUUGACAAACCACGAAAUAAAAUUGAAGAAGGGAUGCAUCAUCAUGCUUCUUAGAAAUAUCGAUCCGUCCAAUGAGUUGUGCAAUGGAACGAGGAUGAUAGUUACAGAAGUAGGAGAACGUGUGAUUGAAGCAAAACUGAUUUCAGGAAAUAAUGUGGGUAAGAAAUUCCCAAUUGCUAGAAUGGUCAUGAGUCCGUCAGAUUUCACUAAAUUUCCGAUCCGGUUUCAAAGGAGACAAUUCCCCAUAAACGUUUGUUUUGCUAUGACUAUAAACAAAAGCCAAGGACAAUCUCUUUCAAACGUAGGACUUUACCUACCAAAACCCGUAUUCAGUCAUGGCCAGCUGUAUGUUGCGAUCUCACGAGUCACUAGCAAAAAAGGUCUCAAAGUUUUGAUAUGUGAUGAAAAUGGUCAGACAAGCAACACAACUACUAACGUGGUAUACAAUGAAAAUUUUGAUAGAUUGAAAGACCGAGGCUAUAUGCGGAUCUACAAUUCUGGAUUUGGAAACUUCAUCUUCAAGCAAAAGCUUAUGAAGGUUACUGUAGAUUCAGGUUUGAAGUGA
Molecule: messenger RNA, 1653 nt
Organism: Salvia miltiorrhiza (redroot sage)
Lineage: Eukaryota; Viridiplantae; Streptophyta; Magnoliopsida; Lamiales; Lamiaceae
Exons: 5
Coding region: 1-1653 (550 amino acids)
Biological process (GO): DNA repair; telomere maintenance
Molecular function (GO): DNA helicase activity
Source: RefSeq, a predicted model, not a curated record